GAGCAGAGCGUGGUUGCCGACGGCUUUCUGCUCGACCAUGUGAAGGCUCGGCUGCGUGAGCAAGGCUUCCCCGUCUUCAAGCUGCAGCUGCUUUGCGGGUCGAUCACCAUCUCAGAGACCGACACCUGGGAGUCCCUGACGCGCCCACGGGAGCUUGCGGCGGCCUUUGUGGACUUUAAGGUCAUGCGGCACCACCUCACACAGGAGCUCCUGACGGCAGUGGCAAAGCAAGACCUGGGUCAGUUGGAG
This is a messenger RNA of Symbiodinium sp. CCMP2456, 249 nucleotides long. Lineage: Eukaryota; Dinophyceae; Suessiales; Symbiodiniaceae. The record is from the annotation of a GenBank genome assembly.